CGGGGGCGGCGACUCUGAGCUGAGGAGACUUUGUGACAAACCGUGAAGGGAUCGAGUCUGUGACAGGAGAGAGAAUGACAGGGGGAGGGAGGAUUUGAAUGUCUGAAUGCUGAGGGGAAGGAGGGCGCAGGCAGCACAGUAUUUUGCUUCUAUUGCUUUUAAUUUCUUUUUUUCCUCAUCAUUUUGUGUGAAACAGAAGCAGCAACAGCAGCAGCAAGUGCCAGAGCCGGGGCUAUAGGAGGAGGAGGAGGAGGAGGAGGAGGAGGCAGCACAGAUGGAGCUGAACAGGAAGAUGCUGCAGUGAGGAGUGAGGAGCAGCUUUUCCUCAAUCAGGGGCCACUGCUUGUUCUCACUCCUGCUCCCUGGGGACUGACUCAACUGGGAUUAUUCAUCUCAUUAGCCUGUGUUCAUUAGUGAGGGAAAACAGGGAGACCCCCUAUCCCUGAGUAAAGGUACACCCCCGGCUGCUGAGGACAUGCAAUGAGUAAACUGCCGGCUGCUGAGGACAUGCAAUGAGUAAACUGCCGGCUGCAGGGAUCUUUUAUUACCCUUCCCUGCUGCUGGGGAUCUGGGGCCCUGUUGCACUGUGGGUGCAGGUUGUCCAGCAAUAAUUAGUGGGAUUAAAAUCCCAGCCCUCUGCGGUAAGAAAGCCAUGGACAGACCCCUGCCCCCCGGAGACAUUCAAUGAUCAAACUGAUGGACGUCUCCUUCUCUCCGCCUGCCGCCUGGACAGGGGAUUAUGGUGGCACUGUACUGCCGGCCUGCUCCAGCUCCCAUCAGCUCCUCUCCAUUUCAUAAGGAAAUCAAAUCCUGACCGGCUGCUAGAGGAGGAUCUUCCUGAAGGUAUUGGGAGAAGCUCCACUUGCUGCCACAUCCCCUGCUCUUCUUUUUUCACCCAUUCAGAGACAAUAAUGAAGUGUUAGGGGGUUCCUCCUCACCACAAAGAUUAUCUUCCAGAAAUCAAUAUAGAAUAACUACCCCCCCCUGAAGAAAGCCAUCCAUUAUUAGCAAAUAUUUCAUUGGCCUUCUCUCUAUACCAUGGCGGACAGGACUCCCCCGGGGUGCCAGCUGCGCUUGGAGUGGGUAUACGGGUACAGGGGGCACCAGUGCCGGAACAACCUGUACUACACCGCAGGCAAGGAGGUGGUAUACUUUGUGGCCGGUGUUGGGGUGGUGUAUAACACCAGAGAACACAGCCAGAAAUUUUUCUUGGGACACAACGAUGAUAUUAUCAGCCUGGCUUUACACCCCGACAGAAGCCUUGUUGCGACCGGUCAGGUGGGAAAAGAUCCUUACAUAUGUAUAUGGGAUUCCUAUACAGUACAGACAGUUUCCAUCCUGAAAGAUGUGCAUACCCACGGUGUGGCUGGGCUGGCUUUCAAUUCAGAUGGACAGCGCCUGGCCUCUGUGGGAUUGGAUGCCAAAAAUACAGUCUGCAUUUGGGACUGGCAGAAGGGUAAAGUUUUGGCAACAGCUACUGGCCAUUCUGACAGGAUAUUUGAUAUCUCCUGGGAUCCAUUUCAGUCAAACAGACUGGUUAGCUGUGGAGUUAAGCACAUAAAGUUCUGGAUCUUGUGUGGAAAUGCUCUCACUGCUAAAAGGGGAAUUUUUGGGAAAACUGGAGAUCUGCAAACCAUCCUGUGUUUGGCCUGCGCAAAAGAUGAUGUCACAUACUCGGGGGCAUUAAAUGGUGAUAUCUAUGUAUGGAAAGGGCUCACUUUGACACGAACCAUUCAAGGAGCUCACAGUGCUGGGAUAUUUAGCAUGUAUGCCUGUGAAGAAGGCUUUGCUACAGGAGGAAGGGACGGCUGCAUACGCCUGUGGGACACCGAUUUCAAGUCAAUCACUAAAAUUGAUCUUAGAGAAAGUGAACAAGGUUAUAAAGGGCUUUCUAUCCGGAGUGUCUGUUGGAAAGCUGAUCGAAUUCUUGCUGGGACCCAAGACAGUGAAAUAUUUGAGGUGAUGGUGAGAGAAAGAGAUAAACCCAUGCUCAUAAUGCAGGGACACUGUGAAGGAGAGCUUUGGGCUCUUUCUCUGCACCCUAAGAAGCCCUUAGCAGUUACGGGCAGUGAUGAUCGCUCAGUAAGAUUAUGGAGCCUCGCAGAUCAUGCGCUCAUUGCCCGCUGCAAUAUGGAAGAGGCAGUACGGAGUGUGGCUUUCAGUCCCGAUGGAUCGCAACUAGCUCUUGGAAUGAAGGAUGGCUCCUUCACUGUACUCAGGGUUAGAGAUAUGACAGAGGUGGUGCACAUUAAAGACAGGAAAGAAGUGAUCCAUGAAAUGAAAUUUUCCCCGGAUGGCUCGUAUCUGGCAGUGGGCUCCAAUGAUGGCCUUGUAGAUGUCUAUGCAGUUGCACAGAGGUACAAAAAGACUGGAGAGUGCAACAAGUCUUCCAGUUUUAUAACUCACCUCGACUGGUCUGUGGACAGCAAUUACUUGCAAACAAACGACGGUGCUGGAGAAAGACUUUUCUAUAAGAUGCCUUCUGGGAAACAUCUCACAAACAAGGAUGAAAUCAAAGCAAUUCAUUGGUUUUCAUGGACGUGUGUGGUGGGACCUGAAGUGAGUGGAAUAUGGCCAAAAUACACAGAUAUUACAGAUAUCAACUCAGUGGAUGCCAAUUUCAGCAGCACAGCAGCAGUGACUGGAGAUGACUUUGGGCUGGUUAAAUUGUUCCGGUUUCCCAGCUUGAAAAAAGGAGCCAAAUUUCGCAAAUACGUUGGUCACUCGGCACAUGUGACUAAUGUUCGGUGGUCACAUGACUGCCAGUGGGUUUUAAGCACCGGGGGAGCAGACCAUUCUGUUUUUCAGUGGAGGUUCAUUCCCGAAGGAAUAACAAAUGGUGUGAUUGAAACGGCUCCUCAAGAGGGGAUAAUUGAUUCCUGCAGUGAUGAUUCUGAUUCUGAUUUGUCCGAUGUCCCAGAACUGGACUCCGAUAUUGAACAGGAGACUCAAAUCAACUAUGAUCGCCAGGUUUACAAAGAAGAUCUACCUCAGCUGAAACAGCAGAACAAAGAGAAGCAACAGUCCUUGCCUUCCCUCAAAAGAGAGAAAGCCCCAGACGAGAGUCUAAAGCUAAAAUUUGUACAUGGUUACAGAGGCUAUGACUGCAGAAACAACCUGUUCUAUACUCAGACUGGUGAGGUGGUGUAUCAUGUAGCUGCAAUAGCUGUGGUAUAUGACAGGGUGCAGCACACCCAAAGAUUCUACCUUGGCCAUGAUGAUGACAUCCUGAGCUUGGCCAUUCAUCCAGUCAAAGAUUAUGUAGCAACUGGCCAGGUUGGGCGAGAUGCAGCCAUUCAUGUGUGGGAUACUCAGACCCUGAAAUGCUUAUCUCUGCUCAAAGGGCAACAUCAGAGGGGAGUCAGUGCCUUGGAUUUUUCAGCUGAUGGUAAAUGCUUGGUGUCUGUUGGCUUGGAUGAUAACCACACCAUCGUAUACUGGGACUGGAAAAAAGGAGAAAAAAUUGCAAGUACAAGGGGGCACAAGGAUAAAAUAUUUGUUGUGAAAUGCAACCCCCACCAUGUUGAUAAACUUGUGACGGUUGGAAUGAAACACAUCAAAUUUUGGCAGCAAACAGGAGGAGGAUUUACAGCGAAACGUGGAACAUUUGGCACUGUAGGAAAGCUGGAGACCAUGAUGUGUGUUUCCUAUGGCCGUGCAGAAGAGCUUGUAUUUUCAGGCGCUGCCACGGGGGAUAUUUAUAUUUGGAAAGAUGUUGUUCUGCUUAAGACAAUCAAAGCACAUGAUGGCCCUGUCUUUGCCAUGUACGCACUGGAUAAGGGCUUUGUAACAGGAGGCAAGGAUGGUGUGGUAGAACUUUGGGACGACAUGUUUGAAAGGUGCCUGAAAACGUAUCCUAUUAAAAGAGCAGCACUUUCUCCUAGCUCAAAAGGUUUACUUUUAGAAGACAAUCCUUCUAUCCGUGCCAUUACCUUGGGACAUGGACACAUACUUGUCGGGACUAAGAAUGGAGAGAUACUUGAAAUAGAUAAAAGUGGUCCAAUGACCCUGCUUGUUCAGGGACAUAUGGAAGGAGAAGUUUGGGGUUUGGCAACCCACCCACAGCUGCCUUUAUGUGCCACAGUGAGUGAUGAUAAAACACUUCGAAUCUGGGAGCUCUCCUCCCAACACCGCAUGCUGGCUGUGCGGAAACUUAAAAAGGGGGGGCGAUGCUGUGCCUUUUCGCCUGAUGGAAAAGCCUUAGCUGUAGGUCUCAAUGACGGCAGUUUCCUGGUGGUCAAUGCAGAUACACUUGAAGAUAUGGUAUCGUUCCAUCACAGGAAGGAAAUGAUUGCUGACAUCAAGUUUUCGCCAGAUGCAGGGAAAUAUCUGGCCGUGGCUUCCCAUGAUAACUUUGUAGAUAUUUAUAAUGUGCUGACGAGCAAACGCGUUGGUAUCUGCAAGGGAGCAUCAAGCUACAUCACCCAUAUUGACUGGGACACAAGAGGAAAGCUGCUGCAAGUUAAUUCUGGUGCCAAAGAACAAUUAUUUUUCGAAGCUCCAAGAGGAAAACGCUAUGUCAUUAAAGUCGCAGAGAUGGAGAAAAUUGAGUGGCACACGUGGACUUGUGUGCUGGGCCCGACUUGUGAAGGCAUCUGGCCCGCUCACAGUGAUAUAACGGAUGUGAAUGCCUCUUCUCUUACCAAAGACAGGAAAGCUUUAGCCACAGGCGAUGAUUUUGGAUUUGUGAAACUCUUUUCGUAUCCCGUAAAGGGUUGUGAUGCCAAAUUUAAGAAAUAUGUAGGACACAGUGCCCAUGUGACCAAUGUCAGGUGGUUGUAUGAUGACUCCACCUUGCUGACAUUGGGCGGAGCAGACACAGCCCUUAUGAUUUGGACUCGUGAGGCUUUUGGGAGCUUGGAAAAUAAACCGGUGGACAGUGAAGAGUCGGACACGGAAGCAGAGGAAGAUGGAGGUUACGACAGUGACGUGGCAAGAGAGAAAUCAAUUGAUUAUACGACAAAGAUCUAUGCGGUGAGCAUCCGGGAAAUGGAAGGCACGAAACCUCACCAGCAGCUUAAAGAGGCAUCGGCGGAGGAAAGGUUCAGAUACCAAUGUAACCUGCCAAAAUCAGGUGGUAGUUUUGGUGUUUGCGAGUAUUUUGACCCCUGCUCAUCUCUAAUCUCUAUGGUCAUGCAAUUUCUGAAAAGGCAGGGAAUUGUCAAGGGAUCAAGACCAUCAGUGAGCAGAGCUGUCCCUCAGCCGGAGAAACUGCAGAAGAACAAUAUUAAUAAGAAAAAGAAGGUGAUUGAGGAGCUGUCGUUGGACCACGUGUUUGGCUACAGGGGAUUUGAUUGUCGAGACAACCUCCAUUACCUGAACGACUGCACUGAUAUCAUUUUUCACACAGCGGCUGCCUGCAUUGUACAGAACCUUUCUACAGGAAGCCAGAGUUUCUAUUUGGAGCACACAGAUGACAUCCUCUGCUUGACUGUCAAUCAGCACCCAAAAUAUAAGAACGUCGUUGCUACUGGUCAAAUCGGUGACAUUGCUGAAUACUCAGGAGCCACUCCUUCCAUUCAUAUCUGGGACGCCAUGAGCAAGCAGACCCUGUCCAUCCUGAGAUGUUUCCAUGGUAAAGGAGUGGGCUGCAUUAACUUCAGUGCUACCGGCAAACUCCUGCUGUCACUGGGAGUUGAUCCUGAACACACUAUAACUGUGUGGCGAUGGCAAGAAGGUGCCAAAGUAGCCAUUAAAGGAGGCCACGCUGAGAGGAUAUUUGUGGCGCAGUUUCGGCCAGAUUCGGACACCCAGUUUGUCUCUGUUGGAGUAAAACACAUCAAGUUUUGGACAUUGGCUGGAAGUGCGUUGCUGUAUAAGAAAGGAAUCGUCGGAUCCGUGGACAACGCCAAAAUGCAAACCAUGCUUUCUGUGGCCUUUGGGGCUAAUAGCCUGACCUUCACCGGUGCCAUAAACGGAGAUGUCUAUGUGUGGAAAGAUCACUUUCUCAUCCGACUCGUGGCCAAAGCUCACUCCGGCCCUGUGUUCACCAUGUACACCACUCUCCGAGACGGCCUUAUUGUAACUGGAGGGAAAGAGAGGCCGACAAAGGAAGGCGGAGCCGUUAAACUGUGGGACCAGGAGAUGAAACGUUGCCGGGCAUUUCAGCUGGAAACUGGGCAGACCUUGGACUGUGUGCGCUCCGUGUGCAGGGGAAAGGGCAAAGUCCUGGUGGGAACCAAAAACGGGGAGAUUAUUGAAGUGGGGGAAAAAACUGCUGCAUCAAAUAUCAUCAUGAAUGGACACGUGGAAGGGGAGAUAUGGGGGCUAGCCACGCACCCCUCCAAGGAAAUCUGCCUCACUGCCAGUAAUGACGGCACAGCCAGAAUAUGGGACCUCGCUGACAAAAAGCUGCUAAACAAGGUGAGUCUGGGCUUCUCUGCCUGCUGUGCUGCCUACAGUCCCAACGGGGAGAUGGUGACUAUCGGCAUGAGGAACGGAGAGUUUGUCAUUCUACUUGUCAACUCACUCAAAAUAUGGGGCAAGAAGCGAGACCGGAAGGGAGCCAUACAGGACAUCAGGAUCAGUCCGGAUAACAGGUAUUUGGCAGUGGGAUCUGCAGAGAACACGGUGGAUUUUUAUGACCUCACACAAGGCCCCUCGUUGAACAGAUUCGGUUACUGCAAAGACAUCCCCAGCUUCGUCAUCCAAAUGGACUUUUCCGCUGACAGUAAAUAUAUUCAGGUGGGCACAGGUGCGUAUAAACGACAGGUACAUGAAGUGCCAUCGGGGAAGCAGGUGUUGGACGGAGCAGCGAUCGACAGGAUUACGUGGGCCACGUGGACAAGCAUUCUGGGAGAGGAAGUGAUGGGGAUCUGGCCGAGGAAUGCAGACAAGGCGGAUGUGAAUUGUGCGUGUGUGUCGCACGCUGGGAUCAACGUUGUCUCCGGCGAUGACUUCGGCCUCGUCAAACUCUUCGACUUCCCCUGUACCGACAGAUUUGCCAAACACAAGCGCUACUUUGGUCACUCGGCCCAUGUGACUAACGUGCGGUUUUCCCACGAUGACAAGUAUGUGAUAAGCACUGGAGGGGACGACUGCAGCGUCUUCAUCUGGAGAUGUCUAUAGGACGACGAGGAGGAGGAGGAGGAGGAAGACGAUUGGUCGGUGCAUUUCUUCGGGUCGGACACGGAGGAUCCCUAAGUGCUGCUCUAAUAAUAAUAAUAAUAAUGAUAUAAAACUGUGAUCUGUUCCAUUCACCCCCAUUUCUACAUUUAAUUCCAUGUCCCGUCGGGCCGCAGAGCUUGCAAUUCUCUGGCUGUUCAGUAGAGUUAAUGACCAAUCAGAAUAUGUUUACACACGGCUGAUAGUGACGGCUGAUUGGAGGGGAAGUGAAGCUGCGUCCAAUCAAAUCUCCCCGUGCCACUAAUGACGUCAUUUCCAUGUGACACAAGCCACGCCCCCGGCUCUUCGCUUUCUUUUUGUUCAUAAAGUGCCUUGAACCCCCCCCCUCGGUGCUAUUGGGCAAUAACGGCUGCAAGUCACGUGACUAAUUCAUCAGUGACCAAUAAGAUCAGCCCUCGUGUCAGAUCCUUCCCCCAACGUGUAACACGGGCCCCUCACUAACACAUCUGACCCCCAACAGCCACAAACCUUCCCCAUCAUCUUGUAUUGGGGGCACCCACAAAAUUGCAUGGGACAAUGUUACACCCCCAUAUGCAAAAUUCCCUGGGCGCCGCCCCCUUAUCCACGUGACGUUGCCAAACCCCCCCCCCCUGUGACAAUUCAAUGUGGAUUUUCCCUACGACAUUUAUUAUUAUUUUUGCCUUACGUUGUGCCCCGCCCCCUGCAGUCACGUGAUCUGUUUUACAUUAACACCUUCAGUGCCAGUCGGUUAUUUCUUUUCACUGUAGCGUUGGCCCAGGGUCACCAUUUGUGGCCACGUUGUAAAAAACCACGGAUUGUAGUUGUGACGUGGUGAUUCGUGGGUUCAUGUGGGCGGAGCCAUAGAAUGAGUGUUUUCCCCCCCGUUUGUCGUGAGUGUGAGAGGCCGGACUCCCCGCAUCUGUAUCAUAAUGUAAAGAAUCCAGAAAUCAUGUAGAAAAUUAUUUUUUAACCCAUUCUCUGUGCAGAUUUGGAAUUUAAUUUUGUGUUGAAUAAAAGGAGGUGAUGCUGCUGCUUUA
Messenger RNA from Xenopus laevis (African clawed frog), 8123 nucleotides. RefSeq names its product echinoderm microtubule-associated protein-like 6 (gene eml6.L). The record is from RefSeq and is a predicted model, not a curated record. Bases 1039 to 7068 code for a protein of 2009 amino acids. The transcript is spliced from 45 exons. Lineage: Eukaryota; Metazoa; Chordata; Amphibia; Anura; Pipidae.